Fusarium graminearum PH-1 is the source of this 2115-nucleotide messenger RNA. RefSeq lists its product as uncharacterized. The record is from RefSeq and is a predicted model, not a curated record. Gene Ontology annotation, molecular function: DNA-binding transcription factor activity, RNA polymerase II-specific; zinc ion binding; RNA polymerase II cis-regulatory region sequence-specific DNA binding. Gene Ontology annotation, biological process: positive regulation of transcription from RNA polymerase II promoter by galactose; DNA-templated transcription. Gene Ontology annotation, cellular component: nucleus. Bases 1 to 2115 code for a protein of 704 amino acids. The transcript has 5 exons. NCBI's taxonomy places the organism in Eukaryota, Fungi, Ascomycota, Sordariomycetes, Hypocreales, Nectriaceae.
AUGAACGCGACAAAAUGGAGAAUCUCAAAGGCCUGCCAAGAAUGUCGCGCCAAGAAGAUCAAAUGCAACGGCGAGACGCCCUGCCAGAACUGCCGAAUGAGAAAUCUCAGUUGCGUCUACCGCGAAAAAGCCCGUAAUCGGACGCGAAAGGUCAAGCCGCGAACUGCCGCUUAUGAGACCAUCAUGUCUCACGAUGCCAUGGAGAGCACUUCACUAGAAGCCUCCGACGAGGGGACAGUUCCGCCCACGCCGAGUGCUGAUGAGGCUGCCUCUAUCGGACCCUCUGGCUCGGUCAUGGACAGUGAGCGCAGCAUAACUCACAACGCCGUCGCCGCAACACAUCGCGCAUCCCCGUCGUGUUUUCUUCAGCUUUAUUAUGGACCUUCAUCGAAUUUCGCCCUUCUUAACUCUAUCUACCACCAAAUAGCAGGGACGUGUCCAAACGAUCCCCCGUCGCGCUCUAGUAUUGUCGAAGAAGGUGGUCCAGGUCUAGACCUUUUCAGUCAUCGAAGAUUGUUCUUUGGAGACCUAGCAGACAACCAACGACCAACGUUACUCCCCGAUGACGGCUCAGCCCUGCUUAUUGACCCCGACACAGCCCAUCGGUUACUAGAGAGAUAUCUUUUGACCUACUGGCACGGUCUGCCCGUCAUGAGCAAAGACGAUUAUCGUCGUCGCUUAGAUGCGUUGUUUCAGCCGCCAGGAAUCUUUGAUUAUGAUGCGCCCGAGACAAUCAUUAUCAUGCUUGCAGUUGGCUUGGGGGCUUCAAUGACGGGCGAAGAAGCCAUUGCAGAAUUUAUUUUCCAGAAAACAAAACAGGGCGCCGCGAAAUUGGACGAAGUUGUCAACAUGCAAGUCGUCCAAAUACACCUUUUGAUGAUAAGUUCAUUUAAGCUUACAACCCUAAACGCUCAUUUCCAAUCAGAGAGAGCAAGGCCCAACUCAAGUUUCUUGCAUGUCGGCACUGCCUGUAGAAAGGCUGUGGCUGCUGGCCUACAUAAAGAUGGUUGCAUGCGUCCAGGAUAUACAGAAGAUGACACAAAUCAAAGAAGCAUUACGUUUUGGAGUGUAUUCUUCUGGGAAACAUGGCAAUGUCUUGUUCUUGGUAGGCAUAGCUCGAUACCUGACCCUGGCCCAGUCAUUCCGUUACCAAAAGAUCAAAAACUCCUCAGAUCAUUAGUCACUUUAUCACGCAUCAUGGAUAAGUGUGUCAAGCGUAUAUACAGCCCACGACAUGACUCCUUGUUGCCUGUCUGGAAUGCGGCUGUCGAGAUUCGUCGCGAAUUGCAUCAGUUUGCCGAACAGCAACUCAAGGAUAUGAAGUUUGGCCUCGUUGGAGAUCCUAGUACUGGCGAGCUUGGUGUGUGUCAAGCUAUGGUGUCAACCAUGUAUCAUCACACCCUGCUACUGACGUUCCGCCCAUUUUUGAUAUUAAGGGCCAAGCUCAACCACGAUAGAGCGUCUGCUACAUCUGCAGAUAACCUGCAAUUACCUCCACCUUGGCUUGAUAGCGCUUGUGAAUAUUGCCUAGAAGCAGCGAGGAACUCGGUUGGCUUCCUGACAGGCUCUUGUGCCACCAACAUUCUAUGUCGCGACAUUAAGUACCACGGCUUCUUUAUUGAGGGAGCUUGCUACGCUUUGGCUUUUGACAUGCUCCAGGAGAAGAAGACCGCCCAUCGCAACUUGCCCUGGAUUCACUCGGGUCUGAGAUGUCUGCGUUCCAUGAUGGGAUCGGCCGGAGUCGACGCAGGCCAGCUACCGAUUACGAUCGCCUCAAUCGAGCAGAUGGUUCGCUCUGCCGGCUUUGAAAUGAAAGAUCCAGUUAGCCAGACCAAGCAGUAUCAGCAACAAGUUCCAAACUCGACACUUCCCGGCUCGCCGGCUCCUUCCAACGUGGCAGCCAUGGGAAGCGAGCCGGCGUUCACGUUUCCUUCUAUGCCAUUUGGCUUUGACACGACGGGUCAACUGAAUGGUGCGUCGCCGGCGGGUGCUAGACCAGAAGACAUGGCAGAUUUUACAGCUGCUGAUGUUGGUUGGGACAUUGAUUUUGGAUCAAUGAACAUGGAUGCGUUUUUGUCUCUCGAUUCGGCAGAGGCUUUCAAUUUUGCGCCUUGA